This is a messenger RNA of Capsella rubella, 2758 nucleotides long. RefSeq lists its product as uncharacterized. The transcript has a single exon. The coding region runs from base 13 to 2592 and encodes 859 amino acids. Gene Ontology annotation, cellular component: fibrillar center. Gene Ontology annotation, molecular function: RNA polymerase I core promoter sequence-specific DNA binding. Gene Ontology annotation, biological process: transcription by RNA polymerase I. The record is from RefSeq and is a predicted model, not a curated record. NCBI's taxonomy places the organism in Eukaryota, Viridiplantae, Streptophyta, Magnoliopsida, Brassicales, Brassicaceae.
GAAAGCAUUGUAAUGGAGAUUAUUACAGAUGAAUGGGGACGCAAAAGCUGCAUCUCCUCUCCCGAAGAAUCAUCUAUUGGUCCUUUCUUCUCGAACCCAUCAGCUUCGGAGCUACUCUUCUCUUCUCCCUCACUCUCUCCCCCGAUUCUCUCUACCGUCCCUCACCUUACUCCCGCGCGUUUUCUCUCCGUCUCCGGCGUCCCUCCGUCGGGCUCUUCCGCUAUCGCCGCCGCCUCUCUCAGUGUUCCCAAUCCUCCCGAUGAUACCGCUAAGGUUCUCUCCUACAAUCGCCUCCAGUUUCUACCUUUCCCCAGUAAAAAUUCAGUCUUGGUGUUUUUCCCCACAGGGACUAACCUUGAUCGGAUUGGGUUCUUGCUGCUUUCCACCGGAGAUUCCGGUGGUUUACAAGUCCUGGGUUCGGACGAAGGUGACGUCUUUGUGGCGACAGAGCGAUUGUUUUCUCGAAUUUUGAAGAUUUUGGUGCAACCUGUUAGUACUUUUGCAGCGGAUGACUCUUCUUCUUCUGUGGAAUUGGGAUACGUUUUGGUUUAUUCCUUGUAUUCGAUUCAUUGGUUCUGUGUCAACUAUGAUGAAUCUCAAGGCAAGCCGGUUUUGAGAAACCUUGGGUGUAAGCAGUUUAAGAUGUGUAUGGUUGUAAGCGCUGCUUGGAGCCCUCAUAUUACUGGAGAGUCGUUAGUCUUGUUAGAGAACGGAGAGGUCUUUUUGUUUGAUGUGAAUCAGAGACUUUCUAGACUUAGAGGUUCCAAACUGAAAGUUUCUUGGGAGGGUCAAGGGAAAUCAGUCAAUAGGAGGAGUUGGUUAGGAUGUGAUUUUGGUUGGACUUUUGGGAUUUAUGUUGUUGCUCGCUCUGAUGCAGUCUUUGCUAUUGCCAGAAGCUCUGAGAAUUGCACUGUGAGAUGUUUAUGGGAAGUUGAGAGUCUGAAUAUGGCUGCAACAGAAGAGGUUGUUGGCUUUGCAAAGGCGGGUAGUGACUGUUUUAGGUUUAUUCUCGCUUCCCAGAGCUAUGUAUUUCUCUGUGAUUCGAGAUCAGGAGUGCCUUUGUUGAAAUGGCAGCAUGAUGUUGAGCAGCCUUGCUUUAUUGAUGUUUAUAGAUUGUCUGAACUUGGAAUUAGGACUGUUGAAUCAACUACUUCUUGCGUUAUAAUUGGCUCGUUUUGGAAUGCGCAAUCUCAAAUGUUCUGUUAUGGACCUUCUCCAUCUGUUGUGAAGGAUCCUUGUUCCUUGUAUGUAUGGGAGCUUCCACACAAUCUUCUCUUACCUGUCGGAAAGUGUCUAUGCGGAGAUUGUGUAUUUAGGGAAGUGAUGAUGAAGGAGUCUUUUCUCGAGUGGAUCGACUGGCAGAAAAAGAGUGUUCAUGUUCUCGGUUUUGGCGUUUUAAACAAGUACCUUCCACUUGGGUCGUCAGAUCAAUCUUCUGGGUUUACUUUGGUUCGGUUAACAUCCUCGGGGAAGCUAGAAGCAGUCACAUUCUGUGCUUCUCCUUUCAAAAGUUUAGAACUAGUCGCUCACAAAGAUUCGGCCUGCAAACCUGACGAGGUGAACUUACUGUACCUCCCUGAUGAAGAUGAAUACAAAUUCCCGAGACGAUUUAAAUAUCUCGAACUCAAGUAUCUCUCUGCUCACACAAAAGGGAUGCUAGCCGGGUUUAUAGAUUCAAAGCUGAGGACAAAAUCAUCAGGUUUGCAGCAGAAUAAAUCUUUUAGCUUAAUCUGCCAUGAGGAAUUAUGUAAGAAGUUGAAGAUUUGCGGAUUUGGUAGAGACAGAUCUUCCUCUAGCAUAACCGCAGUCUUUGAGAAUAUCAGUUCACCGACAAGCAUUUUCGAGAUUGCAUUGAGAGAAACCUGGUCAAGCUUACCUAUAGAGAUUUUGUUGCUUGCAUUCUCCAACUACUCUGAGUUUGAAGAUGUUCUGGUAGACAAGAAGAAACCAUCUCUCGAGUUCUUAGCUGUUCCAGAAUUCCCACAGCUACCGCCUUUCUUGUUUAGGAAACCUUCAAGCCGGAGUAGUAAAUGGUCAAAGAAAGAGCAACCCGGUGUUGAGCUCGUUGGUCCUGUUCUUCCACUUCCAGUUCUCAUGACACUACAUGAGUUUCGCAACGGAUGUCCCAAUUCAGAACAAGAGUUCUCGCCCGAAGCAGAGUUCUCUAAUCGAUGCAAUCAAAUAUCCAAAGUAACCUGCGAGCUCGCAAUCUCAGGUCAAGAUGAGACAACCAUUUCACUUGGUGAUGACCGAGGCGAUGAAAUGUGGCUUAACAGUGAUUCACAGAAGGAGAAGAAGACUUUCAUUUCAUAUUGCCCGAUUACAAAGACAACUGAUUCAGACAGACAACAGCAAGAACUCACUACAUUUGUCUCCAGAGUGCGUCGUUGUAAAGAAGGUGAUAAUGAUGCUGGAGGAACAACAGGUCUUGAACUGUUCAAUGAGUUGUCUCCAGUCGAUAUUUACUUCGAAAAUCGGAAAGUGAAUUUCGAUACGAAAGCUUUGCUUACGUCCAAGACACUUCUCUCUCAAUGGCAGCAUCGAUCAUCUUCAUAUCAAGAGUUUCUUUCUCAGUACCAUCUAAAAAAAUGAGAGAUAUCUCCACGGCUUCUUUUGUUUAUUUAUUUAUUUUUGUAUCUUCACCCACCAAUUUUGUAAUUUCCAGUUUUCGGCUCUGUUCAUUUUUGAGGAUUAUAGUACAUGUAGAUUUCUCGUGUAUAAAUAGAAAUUCUUCAAAUUACGUAAUUACCAUUUGAAA